Momordica charantia (bitter melon) is the source of this 2984-nucleotide messenger RNA. RefSeq names its product C3HC zinc finger-like protein. The record is from RefSeq and is a predicted model, not a curated record. Gene Ontology annotation, cellular component: nucleus. NCBI's taxonomy places the organism in Eukaryota, Viridiplantae, Streptophyta, Magnoliopsida, Cucurbitales, Cucurbitaceae. Gene Ontology annotation, molecular function: zinc ion binding.
UGAGAGCCGAGUCGGAGUCGGAAAGAGAGGCCGAUUGAUACUACGUUUAGUGGGCGACGCCGAACACACAGAAAUCAGAAAACGCCGCCGAAGAGAGAAUUACAGAACGCUUUGCUGCUCGGAAGUUUUCGCCGGGAACCUGAUUUUCGAAGAAUCGGGAAUUGGAUUGCACGUAGAAUCGAUCAAUGACACAAGAUUCAGAGAAGAGGUUCCAUUCCAUCAUGGACAAGCUCUUUCAGAAUGCACAAGCCACUCCCAACUCUAAUUCCACAUCUUCCCCGUCCUCCUCCAGUCCAUCCGGAGUACAGUUGUCGAGAGGGAAAAAACGCUCGUAUUCUUCGUCUGCUUUGGUGGUGGGAGAGCUGAGGUCAAAAGGUGAUGUAAUUGAGGCAUUGCAGAAGCAUUCAUCGGCUUCUGCUGGAUCCUCUGAUGCUCCGUUAUGCAGGCCUUGGGACCGUGGAGAUCUCUUGAAAAGAUUAACCACAUUCAAGUCGAUGACAUGGUUUGGUAAACCUAAGGUGGUAAAUGCAUUAAAUUGUGCUAGAAGAGGUUGGAUCAAUGUAGAUAUGGAUACUAUUGCUUGUGAAUCAUGCGGAGCACGUCUCCUUUUCUCGACUCCAUCUUCUUGGAAUCAGCAACAAGUUGAGAAGGCCGCUUUGGUAUUUAGCUUAAAGUUGGAUAAUGGGCACAAGUUGCUCUGUCCCUGGAUAGACAAUGCCUGUGAUGAAGCAUUGGCCGAAUUUCCUCCUACCCCUCCUCCAAUUUUAGUUAAUAGAUUUAGAGAGCGUUGUUCUAUGUUAUUACAUCUUUCAGCUCUCCCUGUUAUUUCGUCUUCAUUUCUCAAAUGGAUGAAGAGUUCCCACCUUAAGCAAUUUCUUGAAGAAUCAUCCUUGCAGGAAUUUGGUGAUGAUUCUCUGAGCAAAUCCGAAAUUGAGUACAUAAGAGAUGGACAUGACUCGGAUACUGCUAAAUUAUAUUAUCAGGCUCUAAAGAUAAUUAGCUUGUUUGGAUGGGAACCUCGUUCACUGCCCUAUGUAGUUGACUGCAAGACAGGGUCAGAUCAAUCUCUCAAGACAUCCACCAUUUUGGAUCCGCGUCCUGCUGUCAAUCUACACGCUGCUGCUACCAAAGAAAAUAAUAGAAUUGCUGAGAUUCCGAGUGAACUGCACUCUCAGCCCAAUUCUGUUGUUUUAGAUUGCCGUCUCUGUGGAGCUAGCGUUGGAUUAUGGACUUUUCAUACAGCUCCUAGACCUGUGGAAAUCAUCAGACUGGUUGGAUCCACUGAAAUGAACAGUGAGUCGGGCACUCAUGAUUCAGGAAACAAAAGUUUCUUCAUCAAUCAUGCAGGUAUCGGUAAUGUUGGAACAUCAAACGAGAGCAUAUCAAAUUUAACUUCAACAAUCGCAGGGGGUCCUACCCCAGCACGUCAGAGUUUCAAGGCCACCAUCACUUUGCCUGUCAUUGGCCAGAAUUUAAGGGCUAGGUUAUUCAAUGAUGAAAAAUUUAGUGAUCAUACGUAUAAUGACCAAGAAGACCAAGAAAUGGCUCCAGCCGAUUCCUUGGAUAAAAACUUGUUACAUGAUAGUAAAACCAAUGAAGAUACUGAACAAAUUGAUCAGCCAGAAGACAUAAGAUUGUUCCAGAAUAAAAAACUUGAUCAGGGGUGCAGUACUACUGGUGAUGAUCAGACCCCUUUAUUGGAAGGAACGAAUGUUACAGAGCAGGGAACUUUCCCUGAAUCUGGUUUGAAUGGUUCAAUUGAAGAAACUCAAGUAAAGAGCACAGAUAAUGUUCCUGUGCAGAAAAAUGAAACGGUGGAGAACGCUGAGAAUUCAAGACAGUUGGAUUCUGGUAACAAAGCAGCAGAUCUGCAUCCUGACCCUUCUUCUGUUGAAAACUCUUUGACGAUGACAGAUGCUGUUAUGAUCACAAGUAGUGAAUGCAGUGAAAAAGAGUUAUCUUCCCUUGUAUAUGACAAGUGUGAUUCACAACAGGUUUCAGAAAAUACUUCAAAUAGUAAAGAAACUUCCCUGGUAUCUAACAAGUGUGAUUCACAACAGGUUUCAGAAAAUACUUCUAACAGUAAAGAAACUUCCGCUGUACCUGACAAGUGUGAUUCACAACAGGUUCCAGAAAAUAUUUUAAUUAGUAAAGAAACUUCCAUUGUACCUGACAAGUGUGAUUCACAACAGGUUUCAGAAAAUACUUCAAAUAGUAAAGAAGUUUCUUUGGCUAACUUACAGGUGCUCCCAUCAUUAGUUGAUACAAAUACAGAUAUCACCGGUGAGAAAGAAUCUAUGAAAGAUAAACUUGGUUCUGAUAACCACACCACCUCAGGAAGCCAGGAUCCUGAAGGAGGUGAUGCCAAAGACAAAGCGCAUACCUCUGUGAACAGCGGGACCAACGGUGGAGCGAAUUAUCCCAAGGGUGCACCAUCGGAUAAUAUAAUGGAGUUUGAUCCAAUCAGGCAGCACAGGCCUUUUUGUCCCUGGACUGCAACAGGAAGUGUGGCACCUGGAUGGAAACAAACCCUAACUGCUUUACAUCGUGAUAAAAGCUCUUCACCACAUUCACCUAAGAACUCUCCCGCAGCGUCUCUAAUUAAGGUCGAUGACCCCGUUAGAUCGGUUCGAGAUCUGUUCACGUCUUCCGCGAAGAAAUUGAAAAGUAGUCUUGUUUCUAACGAGAACUCGAAGCACUAGACCGCGUUUGUCACAUAUAGAACCCCACAGAGCUUCCGGGAUUGGAUUGCUGCCUCUUCUAAGGUAUGGGAUACAUCCUCUGAAGAAGGAUUUUUCAUGCCAUGCCAUACCCAAUUGAGUUCCUUCUACAAUGAUGGCUCUGCUGUCAUUUCAUUAUCUGUUUGUUUCAAACUAGUUAUGGGAUUUUGUAAUAGUAUAGUUAAUUUGACUUUGCAGUUUUUUGGAACAUAGUAUUGAAGUUGGGAGUGACAAAAUGAAGGGCUAUUAACAUAUUAGACAGUA